GUUUCCUAGAUAACGUAUGUGCACACUUCCUGAGGAAGUACGUGUAUAUAUCAUGAGGUUAUUUUUCAGAAAUACGAUACUAUUGUUAAUCUUAUUCUCCUGUAUUUAGUUAGCAUCAUGUCGCAUUUACGUACUCUACUAAUAAUUUUAUUGAAUGGUUUUUGUACCGCAAGAUUCACCAAAGUUCAUUUUGAAGCACCCAAUCUUUCAAAUUAUCCUCGACUUCGUUUACUAGGUACUUUACCUACCCUGACCGAAUUUACAUUAUGUUCCUGGAUAAAAUCGCCAAAGAAUGGAACAUUACUUUCGUAUAGAACAUCGACCUCUGAUCGAUUUCUUGUAACUAUAUCGGGUGCGAAUGUAGAAACAACCAUUGGAUCAGAAUCCAUCAAGCUGAACUGUGAGAAUUAUAAAAAAGGAUACUGGAAUCAUCUUUGCAUCGUAUGGACUGAACAAGAUGGACGUCUGAGAAUAUUCAUGAACGAAAAGAUAUGUGAUGUGGCGAGUAGACCUCAGAUUGCGUCUGGUGGACGUAUUCACGAAGGUGGAACUUUAGUUAUUGGCCAAUAUCAACAUGAUACAGAUCUGAAAUUUGAUCCCGAUCAAGCUUGGGUUGGUGAUAUCGCCAUUCUUCGCCUUUGGGAUGAGGUGUUAACAUUUGAACAGAUUGUAAAAGCUGGCAAGUGCAAUGGACACCUAAAAGAUGGAAAUAUAAUUACUCUAAUGAAGACUCCUAUGAGUGCAAUGGAUGGAGUGAUAUUUUCGAAAACAGAUCUAUGCGAAUAAUAUUUUUAACUUUAUAAUUUAGUGUCAUAACCAGAGGCGCUUUAUCCUAUGGACGAGAAGGGCAAUUGGGUUAACAAGGGAGCCAUUAACAAGGGAACCAAACCAAUCUUUC
This is a messenger RNA of Centruroides sculpturatus (bark scorpion), 898 nucleotides long. Its product is annotated as C-reactive protein 1.1-like. NCBI's taxonomy places the organism in Eukaryota, Metazoa, Arthropoda, Arachnida, Scorpiones, Buthidae. The transcript has a single exon. The record is from RefSeq and is a predicted model, not a curated record. Bases 118 to 786 code for a protein of 222 amino acids.